Messenger RNA from Auxenochlorella protothecoides, 801 nucleotides. RefSeq lists its product as hypothetical. NCBI's taxonomy places the organism in Eukaryota, Viridiplantae, Chlorophyta, Trebouxiophyceae, Chlorellales, Chlorellaceae. The transcript has 4 exons. Gene Ontology annotation, molecular function: RNA binding. The record is from RefSeq and is a predicted model, not a curated record. The coding region runs from base 1 to 801 and encodes 266 amino acids.
AUGUACAGCACUUCGACAGCCGCUGGACAGGCCCUGCAGUACCUGCAGAGCUACAGCCUGCAGCCCCCCUUCAGGCUGCACCUUCAGGCCGCGACCCCAAUGGCCGUCAACUUCGUCGGCAUGUCGCAGCAGUUGUUAUCGGGCGAGCUGUCCCCCCUGGACUCCCACAACAGCAACGGAUCCAUUCUGGACUACUCGGACCACGCCGGGCUUGAGGCGGGCCUGGCAGCCCUGCAGCUGGGCCAGCGCCUGGGUGCAGCCGACCUGGCCUCCAGCGCGCAGGCUCUGGACGGCGGCCCGGCCAUGUUCCACCACCCCGGGCACCACCACCCCGCGGACGCCUGGCCCAUGGGCAUGGUGGGGCCCCUGGGUCACCAGGACAUGGGGCCCGCGCUGAUGCAGGCGGCGCUGGCGCAGCAGCAGCGCGGUCUCAACUGGAUGGCCGCGCGGCAGAGGGGCCUGAUGGCGCGGCCCCUGGGCAAGGAGGGGGCCAGCAAGGAGCCCACGGUCAAGCUGUGGCUGGGCGGGGUGGAUGGCUCUGCCACGCUUGAGAUCAUCGACGACAUCUUUGGCAAGUUCGGACCCCUCGCCGACAAGGAGUUGCAGCAGGCCCGUCAUGAGCGCGGUCGCACCGACCAGUGGGGCUUUGUGGUCUUCAAGCAGGUGUCUGAUUCCCAGGCAGCCUACGACCACCUGUGCGGCAAGGUGAUCCCCGAGCUCACGGGCACCCGCCGCCUGAAGCUGCAGUACCGCACCCCCGACCCCCGCCGCAACCGGGCCAUCCUCGUGACGACCGCCUGA